Molecule: messenger RNA, 1803 nt
Organism: Salpingoeca rosetta
Lineage: Eukaryota; Choanoflagellata; Craspedida; Salpingoecidae
Exons: 6
Coding region: 196-1437 (413 amino acids)
Molecular function (GO): oxidoreductase activity
Source: RefSeq, a predicted model, not a curated record
GAACCCGAAGAAGACGAGAACGCAAAAAAGGACUGCACUUCUUGCUUUGUCUGCUGCGGUGCUGCCGCUGUUGCUGUCCACUUUCCUUGCUGACUUGUUGCCUGUGCCUGCCAACCACACACACAUACACCACACUCGAUCCAUCCACCCUGCCAACCAUCCCUGCCUACCCAUCUUUCCAUCCCCCAGUUUGCCAUGUCUGAGGACGCUGGUAGGAUCGCCGAAGGCAUCACCGUCACUGUGUGUGGCGGCGGCAACGCUGCGCACAUUGCGGCUGGCAUGUUUGCGUCGCGUGGAGCGACGGUGAACCUGUUCUUCUCGUUCAAGGAUGAGGCGGAGCGCUUCAAGGCCGCAUGCGACAAGGCCGGCGGCGUCACUGUCACGCGCAAAGACAAGACCUACUUUGGACAGCCAAAGGUCAUUUCGCACGACCCUGCGGAGUGCAUCCCGAUGACAGACAUUGUGCUGCUGAUUGUGCCUGCGUUUGCGCACGAGCCCAUCCUGCAGCAGAUCAAGCCGCACCUCAAGGAUGGCGCUGCUGUUGGCGCCAUCCCUGGACCAGGCGCCUUUGACCUCGUCGCCCUCAACGCCCUCGGCGACGUCUUCACGCAGAAGAACAUCACGCUGUUUGCUGGCACGUCGCUUCCCUGGGCCUGCCGCUUUGAUGAAUAUGGUGCAAAGGCCACCUUGCUCGGCGUCAAGACCAAGGUCGACAUUACCACCCGCCCCAACAACGACGCCAAGCGCAACGCGUGGCUGGCGGAUGCGCUGACACGUCUGCACGACGACACGGACUUCCACUGCCGCGGCCACUUCCUCAUGACCACGCUCUGGCCAACCAACGCUGUCAUCCACCCUGGCGUGUCGUACGGGAUCUGGCACGACUGGGACGGCAACCCGCUGGACGAGGCGCCCCUCUUCUACCAGAACUGCAACAAGUUCACAGGCGGCGUCCUCAAGGGCAUGAGCGACGAAAUCGCCGCGACGGUUGAGGUGCUCAAGUCCAACGGGGCGGACCUGUCGCACUGGCAGCCCAUUGACGUGUACAUGCUCGAUGUGUACGGCGAUGUCAUUUCGGACCACUCGUCCGUCGACCGCAUCUUCGCCACCAACGACGCCUUCCGCGGCCUCAAGGCGCCCAUGAUCACGCGCGACGACGGCAAACUCGACCCUAACUUCAGGACUAGAUACUUGACGGAGGACCUGCCGCACGGACUUGCGGUCCUGCGCGGCAUUGCGGAGAUCUGCGGCGUGGAAACGCCCACCAUGGACAAGGUGCUGCUGUGGGCGCAGCCGCUGAUCGAGAAGGAGUACCUUGUUGACGGCAAGAUCAAGGGCAAGGACGUGGCGCAGAGUGGGUGCCCGCAACGGUUCGGCAUCACCACGCCGCAACAGCUCAUCAAGGGUGACAUUGUCUCGCUCAAGAACCACCUCUGAGCAGAGAGAAUGCGUGGUGGAAGGAGAGGGCUUGGUGAUGUGCACAGCAUAGCCGUCGUAUCGAUCAUCAGUGGCUUGGUUUGGGUUUUAUGUUCGCGCGUAGCUCAUUCAAACGCUACUUUGUUGUCACAUCACCUAGCGUUGGUUGUCCAUCCCUUGUGCCGUUUCGUUUCCUCUCUGUGUUUGUCCGCACUCUGCUGUACACCACUGUACACCUUUUUCGCUUCAGGCCCGCGUCACAUUGGCGUGUUCACUUCAUUGCCUGACCCUGUGUUAUUGUUGCCUUUGUUUUUCCGUGCUCGCUGCUUUGGUUUGCUCCACGCAUGUCCGUCCCGUGUGUGUGUGUGUGUGUGUGUGUGUGUGUGC